Sceloporus undulatus (fence lizard) is the source of this 963-nucleotide messenger RNA. RefSeq names its product olfactory receptor 1086-like. Gene Ontology annotation, cellular component: membrane. The record is from RefSeq and is a predicted model, not a curated record. Gene Ontology annotation, biological process: G protein-coupled receptor signaling pathway. Lineage: Eukaryota; Metazoa; Chordata; Lepidosauria; Squamata; Phrynosomatidae. The coding region runs from base 4 to 963 and encodes 319 amino acids. The transcript has a single exon. Gene Ontology annotation, molecular function: olfactory receptor activity; G protein-coupled receptor activity.
CCCAUGGACGCCAGCAACCAGACACAGGUGGCAGAAUUUGUCUUCCUGGGUUUCUCAGGUGUCUCACAUGGCCACAUCUACCUCUUCUUUGUGUUCCUCGCCAUCUACUUGGCUACCAUCUUUGGAAACACAGCCAUCAUCACCCUCAUCCAGCUGGAUUCCCGCCUUCACAGCCCCAUGUAUUUUUUCCUCAGCCAUCUCUCCUGCUUGGACCUUUGCUACUCCUCCGUCACCGUCCCCAAGAUCCUGGUGAAUUUCUGGCACCAGAGACAGACCAUUUCAUACAACCAGUGCAUGGCCCAGAUGUUCUUCCUGAUGAUGUUCGCGGGCUCCGAAUGCGCGCUGCUGGCCAUCAUGGCCUACGACCGCUAUGCAGCCAUUUGCCAGCCAUUGAGGUACAGUAAGCUGAUGAGCAGCCAGGUGCGCAUCCCUCUUGCUGUGGCCUCUUGGCUCUGGGGCCUUCUCGACUCGGUCAUUCACACUGCGCUGGCUACCAACUUGUCUUUCUGUGGGGCCAACCGCAUCGACCACAUCUUCUGCGACGUCCCGCCUCUCCUGAAAAUCGCCUGCAGCGACACCUAUGUCAACGAGAUCACGCUCCACCUGGCCAGCAUCUUCAUGGGCUUGAGCCCUUUCUUGUUCAUUGUCUUGUCCUACGUCUACAUCCUGUCGGCCAUCUUGCGAAUCCGCUCCAACACCAGCAGACGCAAGGCCUUCUCUACCUGUGCGGCUCAUAUGACUGUGGUGACCAUUUACUACGGGAUGAUAAAUCUGAACUACAACCGCCCCAGCGCCGGCUACUCUUUGGAGAUUGACACCCUGAUCUCCGUGUUGUAUUGCGUCAUCACCCCAAUGCUCAACCCCCUCAUUUACAGCCUCCGCAACAAAGAGGUGAAGGGAGCCCUGCAGAAGUUGCUGGAGAGACAGAGGAAGGGAUAUACUUCCACCUGGUGGAAGUGGUAG